Molecule: messenger RNA, 2681 nt
Organism: Gymnodraco acuticeps
Lineage: Eukaryota; Metazoa; Chordata; Actinopteri; Perciformes; Bathydraconidae
Gene: frmd6
Product: FERM domain containing 6
Exons: 14
Coding region: 355-2241 (628 amino acids)
Biological process (GO): positive regulation of hippo signaling
Cellular component (GO): cytoskeleton; cytoplasmic side of apical plasma membrane
Source: RefSeq, a predicted model, not a curated record
CCAGAACGAGGCUCCAGUCGAAGGCGGCAAGAUAUGCACUUUUCUCCCGAAACUUAUUCAGGUUUUUCCCGAGACUGUGGAUAUCUUUUCCUCCGUAUUUUGUUUUCUAUUCAUCGCCAUUUUAACCCGCUUGGAUUACCACUCUACGUUUUUUAAGGAAUACCUUGUUUUGUCCAUAUAAAAGGGAUUUCCUGCAAAUCGGGUUCCUAUGCUCCUCCCUGAAGCUGCUGAGUGUGCUGGGCUGCAGAAGUGGAUCCUCUGAUACCUGGUUCUGGUUCUGCUGGUUCUACUGCUGGUGGAGGCGGGGGUCAGAGGGCCCAGUGGGGGGGCCGGUCCUGAUCAAGCCUCUUGAAGAUGAACAGACUGAGCUUCCACAACAACAGAACCAUGCAGGACCGCCGCUGCGUCUGUGUCUUUUUGCCCAACGACGACACGCUCAACGUCAUCGUCAACGUGAAGACUGUGUGUCAGGAGCUGCUGGUGCAGGUGUGUGAUCUGCUGAGGCUGAAGGACUGCCACCUGUUCGGACUCAGCGUCAUUCAGAAUAAUGAACACAUCUACAUGGAGCUGGAUCAGAAGCUCUCUAAGUAUUGUCCUAAAGAGUGGAAGAGGGAGGCCAGCAAGGGCAUCGACCAGUUUGGGCCUCCGAUGAUAAUCCACUUCAGAGCUCAGUAUUACGUGGAGAAUGGGAGACUGAUCAGCGACCGUUCUGCCCGAUAUUAUUACUACUGGCACCUGAGGAAGCAGGUGCUGCAGUCGGAGUGUCUGCAGAGGGAGGAGGCGUACUUCCUGCUCGCUGCCUUCGCCCUGCAGGCCGACCUCGGGAACUUCAAAAGGAACAAACACUUCGGGAAGUACUUUGAACCAGAGGCCUACUUCCCCCCCUGGGUGAUUUCAAAGCGAGGUCGUGAGUACAUCCUGCGUCACAUCCCCAACAUGCACAAAGACCAGUUCGCUCUGACGGCAUCUGAAGCUCACCUGAAAUACAUCAAGGAGUCGGCUCACCUGGACGACGUCACCGUGCACUACUACCGCCUCUACAAGGAUAAGAAGGAGGUGGAGGCGUCUCUGACUUUAGGACUGACUCUACGAGGCAUCCAGAUAUUUCAGAACGUGGGCUCGGUGCGGCAGCUGCUGUACGAUUUCCCCUGGACCAACGUGGGGAAGCUGGUGUUUGUGGGUAAGAAGUUUGAGAUCCUCCCUGACGGCCUCCCGUCGGCUCGUAAGCUGAUGUACUACACUGGAUGUCCGAUUCGAUCCCGGCAUCUCCUGCAGUUGCUGAGCAACAGCCACCGGCUCUACAUGAACCUGCAGCCGGUGCUCAAACAGGUGCGCCGCCUCGAGGAGAACGAAGAUAAGAAGCAGUACCGGGAGUCGUACAUCAGCGACGCUCUGGACCUGGACAUGGAUCAGAUGGAUAAACGCUCGCGGGCCAGCGGCAGCAGCGCCGGCAGCAUGAAGCACCACAAACGCCUCCACCGAAGCUCCACCACGAGUCACGGCAGCUCGCAGACCUCCGGCAUCGAGGCGGACAGCUUCAGGGCCGGGGGGCAGGACAGCUGCAGGGCGGGGGGGCAGCACCGACCCCUUCGGACCUGCAGCUCCUCCACAACGAGCCACGGCAGCUCCAACACCUCCGGUAUCGAGAGCGGCGGCAAGGAGCGCCUGGACGACGACGAGAUUGAGAUGCUGGUGGACGACCCCAAAGAUUACGAGGAGCUUGACGAGUCGGCUCUGGAUCAGGAGCUGUGUAUCCACAUCACUGAGGACAUGUUGACCAUGUCUCCAGAUCACACCAACGGGUACUCAGGUCUGAUAGUGAAGGAAGUGAGCUCGUCGACCUCCAGCUCUUCAGAGACCGUCGUCAAGAUGAGAGGACAGAGCAUCGAGUCUCUGCCGCAGACGUCCUCCUGCAGGAAGCCCCCCUCCUCCUCCUCGGACCGUCACUCCCAGUCUCUGGACGACGUGCGGCUGCAUCAGAAGGAGAUGCUGCAGUGGGCGGAGCUAUGCCAAGACUCCGCCCACAGUUACACCUUUGGCUGCGCCCAGGAGCUCAGUGAUGGUGGCGGGGGGGUCGGGGGCGGAGCCUAUCAGGGCCUGGCCGAGCAGAGAGCCGGUCUGAUGGCGGGGGAACAACAACAACAACAACAAGAACAAGAGAACCCCUUCCCCAUCAAGAGGACCAACAAGUACUUCAGCCUGGACCUCAGCAACGAGGAGGUGCCCGAGUUCGUGGUGUGAGGAAAACAUGGAGGACUGAGAAACAAACAUGGAGGCCGAGAGGAGACGUCUUUAAUAAACUGACAAAAAGAUGGCGUUCCCUUCAGGAGUAACAAACAAACAUGGAGGCGGAAAGAGAUCUUAAAGAUGUCUCUAACCGGAGCUGAAGGGAUCUUCUCUUAAAACACUUUUGUAUUCAACUCUGUCUCCUCUGAACUGAACCACAUCGUCUGUUUCUGGUGUUUCCAGAGGAGCGUUUCCAGGACAAAAAGACAAAAGAAUAACCACGGAAAACAAACAAAGAUGGAGGCAGAAAGAGACGUCUUUACCCGGAGCGGCUCCCUGCGAGAGGUUCUAAAGGGAUCUGAUUUUAAAAAACAUUUGUAUUGAAAUCUGUCUCCUCCAAACUGGUUUUAACGACAACAGAGUUCCACAGAGCGUCUGUUUCUGUUGUUCAAGGA